AGAAGGAAUCGAGCGAGUGAGAGAAUCUCGCCUCCUUGUCGCGCUCGAUCGCCAUCGCUCGCUCUCGAUGGCGGAGGAAGGAGAAGAAGUCAAGGGCGACGAGGUGAAACAAGGGGAGCAACAAAUGGAGAAGAAGGAGGAGGUAUCGCCGCAAACGACAACGACGGAUCUUUCCACAUCGGAGGGGACUAAGGAUGAGGCGCCCCAGGCCGAGGAAAGGCACCAAGUCAUGUUUCACAUCGAGGAAACGAUGGAGGAGAUUGGUGAUCUCCAGUCAGAGAACAAGGUGCUGGAGAAACGCCUGCUGGCUCUGCAGAAGCGACGCUCGACAAUUGGAACCAAGCUCUUCCUCGAAGGUGCCGAGACACUGUAUCAGGCUCGGUUGACUCAAUGGAAGAAUCUCAAGGAAGAGAUCGACCGGCUGGUUCUCGAGUACGACGAGAGGAUUGAGGACAUGCAAGAGCAAGUGAGGGAGAAGCAAGAGGAAGCCAAAGCGAUGCGCUCCGAGUUUCUGGCCUACAAGUGGCAGAUGGCUAGGGAAGCCGAACACAGCAUAACUGGAAAGCCUCUGAAGCCUAAGCUACUCGCAAAGCUCCAAGCCGAAGAAAACGAUCUGGAUGCAGAGAUUGAAACUCUGAGGAUUCAGGGGAAGCAGCUCAAGACUCAGCUGAAAAAGCUGGAGCAGGCAUUAUGGAAGAAGGAACAGCUACCUGGCGGCCUUCACUUGGUCGACUUCGAGCAGCUCAAAAUCGAGAAUGAGUCACUCAACGAGAAGCUAUCGAAGAAAAAUGACGAGCUCUUCCAGCUCAAGAAAAAGAGCACGCAUGUAGUUCACGUGCUCACUCAUGUUCGUGAGAAGCUCCAGUACGUCCAGAAGGAGACCGAGACUGAUGCAAAAGCUUUAGAGACUGUGGACUCUGAAUUGCUGGCCAAGCGAAAAGAACUGCACAGGGUGAAGGCUAUGUGCAAAACUCUCCGAGCUAAGAUGGCAAAGAUGCAGGAGGAUAUCGUAAAUGUGACAAACCCCGCGCUGCUGGACGACUUGGAGCUCCACAAAGAAAACGUGGAGGCGUUUGAGAGGAAGCUCCGAGAGCUCAAGGGGCGGCACGCCGUGCUGACGAAGAAGAACAAGGAGCUCCACCGGCAGCUCCAGGACUCGCUCACCAUGGGCAAUUACGUGAUCGGCAAUCCCAUGCAAGCCGAGACCACUGGCCCGACCAACAGCUUGAGGUGGGGAUCCAAACGCGACGUGCUCAAGAAGAAAUUCUCGGGAGCUCUCAAUCACAUAUGAUCGUCCAACAAAGCUCGUUCGCUUGGAACUCAGGUACUUCUUUUUCUUGGAGUCAAGAAAAAGAAGAUAAAUGUGCUGGAAGAGAUUUACCGCUGCUACCGUACUCCAUUUACUGCGAUGGUGCUAAGCUUUUGCCAGGGCCUAGCUAGCCAUCGCGCGAGCUAUGGAAGAAAAGAAAAACUAAAUAACAGUACCAGGUACUACUGUUGCUACUGCUGCUCGAGGAGAAAGUUUUCCACAUUCCACCAAUUCCCGCGUUGGUCUUGUUCGUUCUCCUCGGAAUGGUGGACGAAUGGAUCCAAAAAAUCCAAGCCAACGGUGUGCUGCGCUGCUGCUGCUACUGUCAAUCGAAUUUUGUGGAGUGGAAUCGCUCCGCUGCUAGCCAUCUCGAUCAAUCGCCUCUAGCACUCUGCAAAUUUAAUGGACUGGUGGUCACUGUGUUUGUAGCAAGACACUAAACGCUCGCACGAACGAGUCGUCGAUAAUGCGAUUGCGUUGAGAUUCCCUCC
Molecule: messenger RNA, 1800 nt
Organism: Selaginella moellendorffii
Lineage: Eukaryota; Viridiplantae; Streptophyta; Lycopodiopsida; Selaginellales; Selaginellaceae
Product: coiled-coil domain-containing protein 96
Exons: 11
Coding region: 68-1291 (407 amino acids)
Biological process (GO): cilium assembly
Cellular component (GO): ciliary basal body; axoneme
Source: RefSeq, a predicted model, not a curated record